Messenger RNA from Hyalella azteca, 1070 nucleotides. RefSeq lists its product as uncharacterized. The record is from RefSeq and is a predicted model, not a curated record. Bases 109 to 546 code for a protein of 145 amino acids. The transcript is spliced from 5 exons. Lineage: Eukaryota; Metazoa; Arthropoda; Malacostraca; Amphipoda; Hyalellidae.
ACAGCCUUUGAACAGCCGUAGACCCAAUCGUUCCGCAGCAGCCGCAGCACCAAGAGGCCUUGAACAGUCCGCAGACCCUGUUGUCCAGACCCUGAUCACAGCCCCAAGAUGUCGCGAGGUCUCGUGCUUUUCAUCGUCGCCGCGGCAGCAGCGUCGGCGCAGGCCGCCUAUUCGGCUUGCUAUUUGGCGUUGUCUGAUGCCAGAAAUGCUGUGGAAAAAACGGCGUCGCCUGCUUGCUCGCCACAGUACACUGCGGAUAUUGAGAAAUUUAUGGCAAACCCGAACUGCUCCUACUUCGCUAAACUGUAUGAUGCGGCUACAUGCGAUCCAAUUGUUGCCAGGUUCUCGAAGUGCAUGGUGAAAGCAGCCAAACUUCUGCAAGGAGGCAAUACGUUCAACGACGCGGCCUUCAAAGCAACCACAUUGCUGAACAAAUGCAGCGCUGACGCCAAGUUCAUAGCCGCCUACCCUACGUGCAAGAACUCCACCAUGAAAUAUAUGAACUUAAACCGACUAUUCCAAUGUCUCAUGAAAGCUGUAUAUUGACGGGUGAUGUCACGGAAGAACAUGGACGGGUGAUGUCACGGAAGAACAUGGACGGGUGAUGUCGCGGAAGAACAUGGACGGGUGAUGUCACGGGAGAAUAUGGACGGGUGAUGUCGCGGAAGAACAUGGACGGGUGAUGUCACGGGAGAACAUUGAAAUGAGCCAGAAGAAGACGAACUGAGCAUCAGAAGACUUUUCUUAUUCCUUAACCAAUUCCUUUCCGCUUAGAUGGAUUGCUGACGAGAAUAUUGGUAUUGUUGCUAUUUCGAAUUCGGGACGUCUUCGAUUAUUUUUGUAGCUGCGUGUUUCGAUCUUUGGUUUUCGGAUUUUUUAAAAUCGAGUUUCACUCUCACUUCUCCAUAAAAUAGAUAUUCGGGAUAAGGAAGCUGGAUGCAUUUACUAUACCCACACUAAUGAGCAUUUAUCCGUUUGCAUAAAUUAUUCAUGAGUUGUACUGUCACGCGCAGUUUCUGGGAUAUGAUCUACAUAUAUUAUCUAUCAACACAAUAAAUGAUUUGAAUGCU